AUGAAUAAUAAAGGUAAAGAAAUAGCCGAAUUCCUUAUUUCACAUGGUGCAAAUAUUAAUGAAAUAGAUCAAUAUGGUCGAACCGCUCUUCACCUUGCAGCAAUGAAUAAUAAUGGUAAAGAAACAGUCGAACUUCUUAUUUCACAUGGUGCAAAUAUUAGUGAAAUAGAUCAAUAUGGUAGAACCGCUCUUCAUAUUGCAGCAAUGAAUAAAAAUAAAGAAACAGUUGAACUUCUUAUUUCACAUGGUGCAGAAUAA
Molecule: messenger RNA, 258 nt
Organism: Trichomonas vaginalis G3
Lineage: Eukaryota; Parabasalia; Trichomonadida; Trichomonadidae
Product: Ankyrin repeat family
Exons: 1
Coding region: 1-258 (85 amino acids)
Cellular component (GO): cytoplasm; nucleus
Molecular function (GO): protein binding
Source: RefSeq, a predicted model, not a curated record